AUAGAAUCAACUAUUCACCAAAUCAAAUCAAAAUCCAUACGCAAAUAUGUGGAAGGUGAAGUUGCCCCAAUAUUAUCAGUUGCUACCCCUUAAGAUCAAGAAGAUAUUGCUAUAUCGGUUCCUAUUUGCCACAUUACUCUGCUCAUGGCUGGACUAUCAGAUGCUGACGAUUUUCGUAGCCAUCAAUUUGUUCGAGGUGAUGCGUCCACUGGUUUCCGUCACUGAAAUCCUGAGAUGGACUCUGUUUUCGGUGUAUUCCUCGGUACUAAUGUUGCUCAUACGAGUGAGCACGAUGGGAUUUGGUUUGGUAUUGUGCCACAUACAUUAUAACAAUCCCCGAUGCUUCAAAAAUAACAUUUUAAGAAUAACCUACGAGUUUCCUAUAAGGCUUGGGCUGAUUGCAUCGAUACUCUCUAUAACCAUGACUACCAGCUGGCUUUAUGCAUCCUUUGUGGACUUGAACAAUGGGAAUUACUUGCUAGGAGGAUCCUGGUAUUACCUCAUGACCUUUGGCUGCUUUUGUGGUAUUUCCUAUUACCAUAAGAGUCAGGGAAGAUGCCUUCGAAGAUUCCCAUUACCCAUUGUGCAUUUGGACAUAAAGAAGUGUCUGCUUCAAAUGUGGUGUCACCAAUUAAAGACUUCUGCUAAAGCAGCUAUCGUUCCAACUUUAUUAUUUACCGUCAUCUACUGGCCAACCAUGGGUUUCCUGGACACUACCGAAUUAGGCGGAGUGACCAUUGGAUGUUGUGUUAUUAUAACGCAACCUCAAAGACUUUUUCAAGCUUGGUUACUAGCCACACUGAUCCUGUUCAAACUAAAUAUCGUUCCGAAAUUUUAUGGCCUGGUUUUGCAGCGAAAACUAUCACUGAUUUGUGAUUUAAGAGCACUGCACAAGUGUACAGGUAUCAAUCUAUUUAAUCUGAUAUGGGACCGCUUUCAAUACUUUUUCUGCACAAUGCGUAUGAAACCAAUGCCCAAGGAUAUGCAACGCUAUACAUUUUCAAUACCAGUAGCAAUGGCUCUGGACACUACGGAAAUCUAUGGAUUUCAAUUGCUGGCAGCCCGUGAUUUUUAUGCCGCCAUGUCGGGUAGCUUGUACCUUGAUUUGUUUAAAAUGGAAAUUGGUCUAGGAAAUCGAAAUUGGAGAGAGUUACGCGACAUUAUACUGGAAAUGGUAGAUGCAUUUCUAGCCCGGAUGGAUUCCUGUUUGGAGCCGGCUACGCCCAUUAAGAUCUGUCAUUUGCUAAAGAACAAUAAACCCAAGUGUCCUCAAAUUCGUUUAUUGGUAAAACCGACUCCUCCGCCAAAACGUUUUUGUGUCCACAGCAUACGGAAAGGUUUAUGGUUUCGAUUGCCAAUUGUAUCGCAGUACUAUAGCUACUUGUACGACCUAGAUCCUCUGGCCAAUCUAAAUCAUGUGCUGCUGUGUGGGGAACCUCUUGUUUGGAUCCUUCAAGGACUCGUCAGCAUCUGCGUAAGACUCUUCAAGGAAGACAAAUUCGUCUACAUUGAAAGCGAUGUGGAUCGCAUUCUGGUGUAUUUAUUAAAGGUGGAGGAAAAGCUGAACGAGGCUAAGGAAAUGAAGGUGAGAGGAAAACUUUGCUCCAGCCAUGAUCGUUUUAUGAAGGCCAUAAACCGCUGUUUAUACAAAAUGCUGUUUACCUUUAGUCCAUAUAUGGACUACAUUUUCGACGACGAUAGGUUGAGGAAUACAUUUAGAAGGAGAAUGGAGUUGAUACCCUAAGUUUGUUUACAUUUCGCGUUUUU
This is a messenger RNA of Drosophila melanogaster (fruit fly), 1767 nucleotides long. RefSeq lists its product as uncharacterized. NCBI's taxonomy places the organism in Eukaryota, Metazoa, Arthropoda, Insecta, Diptera, Drosophilidae. The record is from RefSeq and is marked reviewed. Bases 47 to 1744 code for a protein of 565 amino acids. The transcript has a single exon.